Messenger RNA from Drosophila obscura, 3936 nucleotides. RefSeq lists its product as uncharacterized. The coding region runs from base 104 to 1552 and encodes 482 amino acids. Gene Ontology annotation, molecular function: aspartic-type endopeptidase activity. The transcript is spliced from 2 exons. NCBI's taxonomy places the organism in Eukaryota, Metazoa, Arthropoda, Insecta, Diptera, Drosophilidae. The record is from RefSeq and is a predicted model, not a curated record. Gene Ontology annotation, biological process: proteolysis.
AAGCCAUUAGACGUGUCUAUAGACGGCUAUGAACAAUAAUGUUGCAUUAUGUCUCUAGUGCUAUCCCUUUCUACGCAGCAAUAUUGUCUAAGUCUAAUGUCAUAUGGCUAUUAACUCAAGGUGUUUUCCUCGGUAUUUUAUCGAAAAGUCCGGUCACACUGCGCGUCAUUUUUGUUGGCGCGACGGCAUAAAAUUCGUCCUGUGUGUAAAGAGAUUAAAAGAAAACUCAAAAAUGGGCGUGAAGUGGUUGUUGUACCGUAGCAAGGCCGAACUAGAAGAGCUUUGCGCCGAGUUUCUGUUGAAAUGUGACGGAAACAUCGUAGAACUGCGCAGCCGGCUGGCAGAUUUUGUUGGCCGGGCUGAACAUUCGAAGGCCAAUGGAAAGCGGUUGACUCAUCUAAAAGCACACUAUGGAGCAGUAGAUAACCUUAAUCGGAAGCCAGGUCUGCUGAUCUCUGAGGCCGAUUGUGACCGGAGCUUGGGAGUGCCCGGUGCCGCCAUGGACGAUUUCACUGGGGGCGCAAAACUAUUGCCUGCAGCGGUGCUCAGCGAGAAGCCUUCGUUUGCAGUUUUGUCGCGGAUUAUGAUUAAAUGGGGCAACGUCUUCAACGGAAAAUCCGAUGCUUUGAACUUCAUCAAACACGUAGAGGAAUGUGCAGCUAAAUACGGCGUUGAUACGCGAAACCUAUCCAAAUCGAUAGUCGUACUAUUGGCUGGAAAAGCCGAGCAUUGGUUUUGGACCAGCGGCAUCCAAGGAGCAUCCUGGACAACUUUCCGAUCCAAGUUCUUGAAAUGCUUCAGCAGGGCACCACUCAAGGAACGAUUCAGGUUCUCUGACGAACGGAACACGGGGCUGAGCUUGAUUGGUGGGCGAGUCUAUGCACAAGUUUUAAUGGAAGAUCACUCUAUAUUAGCCCUGCUGGACACUGGAUCCACCCGUACCAUUAUUAGCGAUCGAGUUGCCCAAGAGCUGUGCACUGAACAGAACCGCAGGAAUGUAAAUAUGCGUAUAGGCCUGCCGGAUAGAUCACACUUAAUUGUGACGCAGGCAUUGAUGGCCAAUGUCCAACUGGGCGGACAACAGAUAAACCUGCUCGUACUAGUGCUGCCAUCCUCGAAACAGGAUGCCAUUCUGGGCAUGGACUUCCUAUGCCGAAGCGAUGCAAAGAUCCAGGUGGGCGGAGUUUCGCUAAAAUUUGAUUCAAACCAAGAAACCCUGAAACCCGGCCUAGACCACAAUCGGAUGAAUGAAAACAAGGAGCCAGCGCCACCCAUGCCUCGCAGCGGCCUGAAGAAUGUGUCUGCCAUGGCAGCACCAGCCGGAUCUUAUUACAAGGAUGAUUGGGUAGUGGCUCCGCUGGAAUGGCGUGUGAACACGCCAUGGCGUCGCCUACCAAUUGAGCUGCGGGACCGGCUCUUGGAACGGCUCCAGCAACGCAAAGGAAAAGACGUGCGCUACCUAGAGAGCGCCUCCGAACAUAUUUUCCGGGUACACAUUAACACAAACAAUAAGUUGAGUGUCCACUUAAGAGGUGGCAUUCUCCAGAAUUAGGAAAAAAAGUGGGCCUAGCCGAAAAACGAAAUCUUCUACCAAUUAAAUACAGAAUUACGAAUAGCUUUAAGGUAAUACUUAAUAUCCAAUAUUAUUUGUAAGCAAAUGUAGCAAAGGAAAUGCUACGAGACUUUCAAUUUACAUACAUGUACGGCAUAUGCCUAGAGAGAAUGUUUGUCAACACUUAAACACAUAACCAGCUUCGGCUUCAGCUCUUAAUUUAUCUCCUGCUCGCAACUACAAGUUCUGAGCCAGAGACUCGAUCUCGUCGAGGAAGUAGAUCAUGUCCGACUCCUCCAGACACGAGUUCUGCAGCACCAGGCGGAAGAAGUUGGGCAGCUGGCGCAGGGGCUGAUAUGUGAUCAUCAUGGAGCCCUUCUUAAUCAUUCUCUCCUUGACCUUGGGCGCCACCUUGUGCAACUUGUCGUAAAACUCCCGAUUCCGCUCCAUCUGACGGAGGCUGGGGGGCACGUACCAGAAGCUUAUGUUUGUGCACUCGGGAUUCUCCAGAACCAACUCGAAGCCGGGCCGCUCUCGUACCUUGGCGGUGAAGAACUCGGCCAUCUGAAAGACCUUCUCCACGUGGGCUUCCAGGCCCAUGCUGCCCUUGGCCUUCCACAUGAACCAAAACUUGAAGACGUCCGCCCUGCGUCCGCACUGGAUGUGCUUGUCCCCAGUGUCGUAGGAGGUGUCGUAGAACUUGUCCUUCUGGAAGAGGUACGCCGCAUUGGUCGAGUGGCACUGGCCCAGGACCAGCUGGUGGCGGGUCAGGAAGGUGGAGCACUGCUGCGAGGCGGCCAACAACUUGUGAGGGUUCCACGUCACCGAAUCAGCCCUGCAAACGAGUGAACCACACGUCAAACAAAACCUGUUCGUGCGACGCAUUCUUCGGGAAAAACUCACCGUUCGAUGCCGUUAAGCAGAUGCCGAUACUUUUUGGACAUCAGCGCACCGCCUCCCCAUGCCGCAUCUACGUGCAUCCACAUGUUGUGCUUCUUGCACAGGUCGCCUAUCCCUGUCAAGUCAUCAAAGGCGCCCAGCACUGUGGUGCCGGCCGUUGCCGAGACCAUCAGGGGCUGCCAGCCAUUGUCCAGGCACCGCCGAAUCUGCUCCUCCAGAUCGCUGAGACGCAUCUUUCCCACCUCAUUGGUCGCUAUCUUGACCACAUGCUCGCUUCCGAAGCCCAUGAACAUGGCCAAUUUCUCCACCGAAUAGUGCGCAUCCUCCGAUGUGAAUAUAAUCAAAGGUUUGGCACUGAAGAGUCCCUUUUUCUGGAUAUAAAUCAAAAUCAUUAUGUUGUGGAAUCUCUGGAUGACUAAACUGAAUUUCUGAAGAAUAAGCUAGGGAAAAAUCCGUACGUUAUGGAUAGCAAAUAAGACCGCUUUAUAAUUAUGCAGCAAUACUCAUAGUGCUAUGAAGACGUAAGAAUAGUAUUUUUAUAAUUUGUUGUAUCCCUGUUUAAGAUAUAGGAUAAAUCACGGAAGCUUAUUUGAAACCUCUAAUACUCGUAGUGCUAUGGAGGUGUAAAAAUAUUUAAACAUUUUUUUUGUAUCUCUGUCUAAGAUCUAUGAGAAAUCAAGGACAUGUAGAUAUUUGAAAAUCACUAAAUGAUCUCUUGAUAACUAUUCAGUAUUACUUCCCUAGUUAUCUGAAGGCGUAAGGAUAUGAUUUUUUAAAUUUGUUGUUUGAAAAUGUCUAAAUUAUGUGGAAAGCAUAAAAUAUCUCUUUAUAAUUAUUAAGUACCUAAACUCGUAGUGAUAUGAAGGCGUAAAAAUAUUUUUUAAAUUUUUUGUAUCCCUGUCAAUGGUCUGGGAAAUUAAAUGAACGAAUUUGAAAAACUUUAAAUAAUGUAAGAAUUCUUUAUAAUAACGCCAUGAAGGCGAAAGAAUAAUAUUUUUUAAAUUUUUUGUAUCACUGUCUAACGUCUGGAAAAACCAAGCAACGUUCGAAAAUUUCUUAAUUAUGUGGAAAGCAUAAAAUAUCUUUUUAUAAUUAUUAAGUACCUAAACUCGUAGUGAUAUGAAGUCGUAAAAAUAUUUUUUAAAUUUGUUGUAUCCCUGUCUAUGGUCUGGGAAAUUAAAUGAACGAAUCUGAAAAACUUUAAAUAAUGUAAGAAUUCUUUAUAAUUAUUCCAUAAUGCCAUGAAGGCGAAAAAAUAAUAUUUUUUAAAUGUUUUGAAUCACUAUCUAUGGUCUGUAAAAACAAGGAAACGCUUGAAAAUGUCUAAAUUAUGUAGAAAGCAUAAAAUAUCUCUUUAUAUCUCUUUAUAAUAAUGAUGGAUAUUAAGAUAAGUUAAAUAUUAACUUCACUUAAAGAAUUAAUAUUUGCCUCAAUUAAUUUUUUGUAACCACUCUUCAAGUCUUUGAAAUUAAAUUAAAAAAACA